CGAAAAUGGCUGGUGUUAUCGCAGCGGCUAAUCUGGGGCGAUAAGACUUGUUCGAUUGCAGCUUUCGAAGGCAGUCGUGGAGAGAUGGCCGGUCGGCGCGCCACGCUGUCCGCCUUCAAGCGGCCGCUGCUUCUCUGCAAACUGCUCCUCCUCGCGCUGGUGGGGGCCGUGCUGGGUCUGCACGUCGACGUCUUCCCCUGGGUCUUCCAACUCGGCGGCCACCAUCAGGCGCUCCUUGUACACGCGGCCGCCGGGGUCGUGACCGCAUUGGCCGCCCUAGCCACAGUCGCACACCUUCUCCUCCAACCCCUACCACCUCUCCUCGAGAGCGCGUUCGACGUGGUGGGGGGUUGCCUGAUGUGCGGGGCGAGCGGCGUGUUGUUGUCGGCGUGGGUGCGCAGGGCGGACGCGUCUGCGCACGACGUACUGCCCGGACUUCACGCCGACGGAUUCCUCGACGCAGACAAAUUGGCCACCGCAGGAUUCCUCGCGCUCGCCGCCGCCCUGCUCGAGUUCGCGCAACCCCCGCUCGCCCUCUGGCUCAGACCCUCCUAACCUGCGUUGACCUCCCCAAAUCGUCGAUCAGACUUUCUUGAAGACUUUGCUUACCUGAAAGCAAAAAAGUGAUUUGUUGAACAUUUCAUUAUUUCUUCUGUUUUAGUUAUAAAUUUGAAUUUCUCUGCAACUGUUUUAAUAGUUUUGUAAUUUUACAUAUAAAAGUGUGUUUUACAAGAAGUUGUUUUGCCAUAUAUUAUGAACCAUGAUUUAAAUGUGUACUAAAAUAUACAAAAAGAAAAUCAAUAAAACUUAAA
This is a messenger RNA of Neocloeon triangulifer, 812 nucleotides long. RefSeq lists its product as uncharacterized. The transcript is spliced from 3 exons. Bases 85 to 555 code for a protein of 156 amino acids. The record is from RefSeq and is a predicted model, not a curated record. Lineage: Eukaryota; Metazoa; Arthropoda; Insecta; Ephemeroptera; Baetidae.